GGAGCAUCUCUCUCCUUCACACCUCCUCCUCUUCAUCACUCCUUCAUCGCUGGGAGCAGGAGGAGCGGAGCCGCAGCCUGUCUCUCCCCGGACUCUGGUGUCUCUCUGUCGGAUAUACUCAGCCUCUCUCUGCCCUCCAUCAUGGAUCUAUUCCUGCUGCUCUGUGGGCUCUUCUCCGGCACUGUGUUCAGCGCUGCGUCUGCUGCCUCGCACUAUAACUGUAACAGUCCGUUGGUGUCCUCAUUACCUCAGUCGUCCUUCAGGAGCUCGUCUCAGUCGUCCUUCAGCUCCGCGGCUCACAACGCCAAGAUCAACAGGAGAGACGGAGCAGGAGGCUGGUCCCCCAUGGUGACGGACCGGGAGCCCUGGCUGCAGGUGGACCUCAGGGAGCAGGUGGAGGUGACGGCUGUGGCCACACAGGGGCGCUCUGCCAGCUCAGACUGGGUGAGCAGGUACCUGCUGCUGUACAGCGACACGGGCCAGGUGUGGAGGCAGUACAGACAGGAGGACGGGGGAGGGAUGUUCCUGGGGAACGUGAACUCCGAGACUGUCAUGCUGAACAAGCUGUCCCCCUCUGUGAGGACUCGGUUCCUGCGCUUCGUCCCUCUGGACUGGAACCCGAGCGGCUGGCUUGGCCUCAGGGUGGAGCUGUACGGCUGCUCCUACAAGUCUGACGUGGCGGACUUUGACGGCCGGAGCUCUCUGCUCUAUCGUUUUAAUCAGAAGUCGAUGUCGACGGUGAAAGACGUGAUCUCUCUGCGCUUCAAGAGUCGACAGGCGGAGGGGGUGUUGCUGCACGGAGAGGGGCAGAGGGGCGACUACAUCACCCUGGAGCUCCACCGAGGAAAGCUGGCCCUCUACCUCAACCUUGAUGACACCCGGCUGAGGUUCAGCAGCAGUCGAGUCGCCGUCACGGUCGGCUCCCUUCUGGACGACCAGCACUGGCACUCUGUCCUCAUCGAGCGCUUCAAUAAACAAGUGAACCUGACCGUGGACUCGCACACGCAGCACUUCACCACCAGAGGGGAGGGGGACUCGCUGGAGGUCGACUAUGAGCUGAGUUUUGGAGGCAUCCCUCUGCCCGGGAAACCCGGCACCUUCCUCAGGAGGAACUUUCACGGCUGCAUCGAGAACCUUUAUUACAACGGCAUCAACAUCAUCGACCUCGCCAAGAGACGCAAACCGCAGAUUUACAGCGUGGGUAAUGUCACCUUCGCGUGCUCCCGGCCCUCGCUGGUCGCCGUCACCUUCCUGAGCUCCAGCAGCAGUUUCCUGUCGCUGCCGUUGGCCUUGCCUUCGGCCAUCUUGGGAGGGUUCUCCAUUGAGUUCCAGUUCAGGACCUGGAACCCAGACGGGCUGCUGCUGUCCGUCCGACUGAGCCGAGAGAACCAGAGACUGGAUCUGCAGAUCAGGAACAGCCGGCUGAUCCUGACCCUCCAACAUCCUGGGGACCGGAGAUCAGAGACCUCUGCAGGUCACAAAGUCAACGAUGGACUGUGGCACACAGUGAGUCUGGACACUCGAGGUCUUCAGGUCAGUCUGACUCUGGACAGCGAGCCGGCCUCCACCUUGGAGCAGUGGGACCAGCUGGAGGCCAGAGGCAGCUUCUACUUCGGAGGCUGCCCCCUUACAGGCUGUCACAACCCGACCAUGUCCUUCCAGGGCUGCAUGCGCCUCUUCUCCAUCAACAGCCAGACCAUCAACCUCCAUCACGUGCAGCAAGGGAUGCUGGGAGUUUAUCAUGAGCUUCAGUUUGACACCUGCAACAUCAGAGACAGGUGUCUUCCUAACCUGUGUCAACAUGGCGGUCUCUGUCUUCAGACCUGGAGCUCCUUCUCCUGCGACUGUUCAGGGACCGGCUACUCUGGAGCCGUCUGCCACAGCUCCGUCUACGAGUCGUCCUGCGAGGCCAUCGGGCUGACGGGCGGCUCCUCCGGGUUCUACUCCAUCGAUCCAGAUGGGAGUGGCCCCCUGGGGCCCGCCUCAGUGUACUGCAACAUGACAGAGGAGCGUGUGUGGACGGUGGUGAGUCACAACGUCAGCGCUCCGGUCCGAGUUCAGGGCUCGUCUCUGCAGGAUCCACACGUCAUGACGUUAAACUAUAGCUCCGCCCCCAAUCAGCUGCACGCCAUCAUCGCUACCUCAGAGCACUGCCAACAGGAAGUGGUUUACAGCUGCAGGAAGUCCCGCCUUUUUAACACCAAAGACGGUCGCCCUUUGGCGUGGUGGGUGGAUCAGGGCGGAGAGAGGCGGAGCUACUGGGGAGGCUUCCUGCCGGGGGUGCAGCAGUGCUCGUGCAGCCUGGAGGAGAACUGCAUGGACAUGAAUUACUUCUGUAACUGUGACGCAGACUCAGACUCCUGGACUAAUGACACAGGAGUCCUGUCCUAUAAAAACCACCUUCCUGUGAACCACAUGGUGAUCGGGGACACCAACAGAGCCGGAUCAGAGGCUGUCUACAGCAUCGGACCUCUGCGGUGUUAUGGAGACAGGUGGAUCUGGAACGCAGCGUCCUUCUCUCAGGAGUCUUCCUCACUCGCCUUCCCUGCCCUGCAGGCCGAGCUCUCCUCUGACUUCUCCUUCUUCUUUAAGACCAGCGCUACUUCAGGAGUCUUUCUAGAGAACCUGGGACACAAAGACUUCAUCAGACUGGAGCUCAGCUCUCCCUCCGUGGUUACAUUUUCCUUCGAUGUUGGGAACGGUCCGGUGCUCCUGGCAGUGAACUCCCCUCUCCCUCUGAAUGACCGGCAGUGGCACCACGUCAGGGCGGAGCGUAAUGUGAAGGAGGCGUGGCUCCAGGUGGACCAGCUGCCUCCUCGCCUGCUGGAGGCUCCUGCUGAUGGACACCGACGCCUCCGCCUCAUCGGACAGCUGUUUGUAGGGGGAUCAGCGUCUCAGCACAGAGGUUUCCUCGGCUGCAUACGGACUCUGACCAUUAACGGUGUGACCUUUGACCUGGAGGAGAAGGCCAAGUCGGUGCUUGGGGUGAACUCAGGGUGUCCGGGUUACUGCAGCGGCUCCAGCAGCCUCUGCCACAACAGAGGGAGGUGCAUCGAGAGGAGCAGCGGCUACACCUGCGACUGCUCCAACUCGGCGUACGGAGGACCCACCUGCAGGGAAGAGGUGUCAGCGUCGUUGGACAGGGAGUCCUCGCUGACCUUCAUCUUUCAGGAGCCGUUCUCGGUGAUGCAGAACAGAAGCUUCCAGACGUCCGGCGUCUCCAGAGAGAGCAGCAGCAGAGCAAGGGAGGACGCCACCUUCAGCUUCAUGACCUCACACAGCCCCGCCAUGCUGCUGACCGUCAGCACCUUCAGCCAGCAGUACAUCGCCGUCAUCCUCACCAACAACGGUAGUCUUCAGAUCUGGUAUCACCUGCAGACUCACAGGAACCCGGACGUGUUCAAUCCGGUCCUCGGCAGUCUGGCAGACGGACGCCUUCAUCGAAUCAGAAUCCACCGUGAGGGCAGAGACCUCUACGUACAGAUCGACCAGGACGUCCACAGGAAGUUCACGCUGUCGUCUGAUGCAGAGCUGAUCUCUAUCCGGUCCCUGACUCUGGGAAAAGUCAUCAGGAGAGAGAGUUUUCACGAGGAAGUGGUUCGGGCAGGUUCGGAGGGUUUUGUCGGCUGCCUCUCCUCGGUCCAGUUUAACCACGUGGCUCCUCUGAAAGCGGCGCUGCUGAACCGAGGCAGCUCGUUGGUCACCAUCAGGGGCUCACUCGUCCAAUCAAACUGUGGCGCGUUGGCAGACUCCAUCACGUCCAACAACCUGAGGGGUAACACGCAUGAUGAUUCUGCAGCAGCCAAUAAAGAAGACGAGCAGCAGAGCGGAGAUACACAGAGUGAUGUGGCUGUAAUAGCAGGUGUAGUGACAGCCGUCGUGUUCAUCACACUCUGUGUGCUGGCCGUGGUGACACGCCUCCUGUACCUGAGACAAGUCCAGAAAACCAACCACAGCAUGAAGGAGAAGGAACACCACCACAGCAUGGAGACCCCCAACAGGACAGAGCUGCACCUCCACAACUCCGUCAGGGAAAACAUGAAGGAGUACUACAUCUGAAUACACGGAGGAGCGCCACAUCUGUAUACAUGAAGAUCCAACAAGAUGAGGGAGUACAAAAUCUAUCAUCAUCCUAUUAGACGAAGGAGGACAAAAUCCAUCCAGAUGAAAAUACAGUAUCUGACAGGAACGAGGACUACAAAGUCUUACUACUCAUUCAUGUCCAGAGGGAGUACUGCAUCUUUUCAGGAGACGGAUUACAAAGUCUGAAAACAUAAAGAACAAGUCCAACAAGAAGAGGGGUUACAUCACCUCACAAGUCUACGAAGAACAACAUCAAGUCAACAGAUCAGAUUAGAUUUGUGACUCCCAAAGAAACAGCAACAUCCUACAGGAAAAAGUACUAUAACAUCUGACAAGACAAAGGACUACAAUAUCCUAUGAGAAAAGAUCUAUUACAUCCUAGGAGAUAAAGGACUACAACUUCCGGAUGAAGGCCUACAACAUCCUACAAGACGAAGGACUACACAACCAGAGGAAUUCCUACAACAUCCUACGAGACAAAGAACUACAACAUCCAGUUAAAGGCCUACAAAGUCCUACGAGACAGAGGAAUACAACAUCCAACUAGAUGAAGGACUACACAACCGGAUGAAUUCCUACAACAUCCUACAAGACAAAGGACUACAACAUCCAGUUGAAGGCCUACAAAAUCCUACGAGACAGAGGACUACAACAUCCGGAUGAAGGCCUACAACAUCUUACAGGACAAAGGACAACAACGUCCUACAAGACAAAGGACUACAACAUCCGGAUGAAGACCUACAACAUCCUAAGAGACCAAGGACUACAACAUCCAACGAGACCAAGGACUACAACAUUCAACCAGACCAAGGACUACAACAUCUGAUGAGACCAAGGACUACAACAUCUGAUGAAACCAAGGACUACAACAUCUGAUGAGACCAAGGACUACAACAUUCAACCAGACCAAGGACUACAACAUCCAUUGAGACCAAGGACUACAACAUCUGAUGAGACCAAGGACUACAACAUCCAAUGAGACCAAGGACUACAACAUCUGAUGAGACCAAGGACUACAACAUUCAACCAGACCAAGGACUACAACAUCCAAUGAGACCAAGGACUACAACAUCCAACAAGACCAAGGACUACAACAUUCAACCAGACCAAGGACUACAACAUCCGAUGAGACCAAGGACUACAACAUCCAGAUGAAGGCCUACAACAUCCUACGUGACAAAGAACUACAACAUCCAGAUGAAGGCCUACAACAUCCUACGGGACAAAGGACUACAACAUCUGACAAGACAAGGACUACAAAAUCCUACAAAACAAAGCACUAAAAAAUCCUAUGAGACCGAGGAUUACAACGUCCGGUGGAAGGUCAACAUCAUCCUACGAGACAAAGGCCUACGAAUCCUACAAGAAAAAAAUGACUUCAACAUCCUAUAAGACGAAGGACUACAAAAUCCAAACAGACGAUGGAUUACAACAUCCUUUGAGACAAAGAGCUCAGAAAUCCUAUGAGAUAUAGGAAAAAAGCAUCUUAUAACACAAAGAACUUCAAUUUCCACAAAGACCAAGUCCUACAUCAUCCUACGAGACAAAGGACUACAGCAUCUGGUUGAAGGCCUACAACACCCAGGGACAAAGAACUACAACAUCCUACAAAACAAAGGACUACAGCAUCUGGACAAAGGCCUCCUAUUAGACAUAGGACUACAACGUCCUAUAAGACAAAGGAUGACAAAACCCUAUUUGACGAAGGCCUACAACAGUCCACGAGACAAAGGACUGCAAUAUCCUUUAAGUCAAAGGCGUACAAAAUCCUUCUAGAAAAAGGACUUCAACAUCUCCCCCAAGGCUUACAACGUCCUUCAAGACAAAGGCCUGCAGCAUCCUGCGGGAUGUAAGACUACAUCCUCUCAAUGUGGUCUCAAGGACGUCUUUAUCCUAUGAGUAGGGACUCUAGCGUCCUACGUGACAAAAAACUCCUACAUCCUAUCAGAAAAAGGACUACAACAUCCUUUGAAGAAGAGGACUACAUCGUCCUACGAGACAAAGGACUACAUUUUUAAGUAGGGUGCCAUAUCUUUGGUUUUCCCAACAUCUGACGAACCAAAGUGGUACAACAUCGGUUGGAACAGAACAAACGCUUCAGACUGGAUGAAGGAGUGCAAACUUCAUGUAUCUCUGAGUGUGAUGGAGGAGUUCUUUCUAUGUUGCUGAGUUUUAUUGUCCUGUGUGGAUGUAGCAGACUUCCUCACAUACAGAGAGCUCAGCAGGUUAACAGUGUCUGUCCUCUUCUUUGAACACUGAAGCAGGUAUUAAAACUAUCAGCAGCUGAACUGUUGUGACUCUUAAAGAGGACGCAUCUCCAGAAUGUGCACACUUUUUCUUACUGACUCCAAAUGCUGAUUAUUUCUGCGUUCAGUAGAAUAAACUUAAUGAUGGGUAGAGAUGUGGAGAGCAGGCCUGCCCUGUGAGCCCACAGCACACUCACUGCUGUCUCUGUCAUGGCUUUUACAGGGAGGAGGAACAGCAGGCCGAUACCGUCUACUGUACCAGUGCCUAAUAUAUCCCUCAGUUUGUCCGUCUUACUUUAGAUUUAUUUGUUUUUAGGACAGAAACCUUUACCACAUCCGCCAUGUUUCUUUUCACUGAGUUUGUUUACACAUCAACAGUCAGAGUCGUGCGAGGAUAAACCAACCAAUUAACCAGAAGAGACACAGUUUUGUAACAGACAACUUUGUGGAGUCAUGUUAAAAUAACAGCUUUGCACGGACAGACUGAAGCCUCUUUUAUUCUGCAGCUUGGAUUGAGCAGAUGGGAUAGCUGUCAGCUCACGGCAGAGUAACGAAGCCUGAGAGGACUUUGAGUGAGGACUGAGCAGAAGGAUGGAAGAGAUCACAGCUGAACCCAAACAUCCACCGACAGGACUUCAGGACUCCAGGACUCCAGGACUCCAGGACUUCAGGACGGAGUACACCUGGACUUCAGUUGUACAGUCUGUGACGUCCCAUCAAGCCUGUUCAUAAGUUGUCAGUGAUUUUAAAGCGUGGUUUAUUAAAUCAGUGAUGUCUGCUGAAGUCUGCUCCACAGUUAGACUCUGGAAAGCUGAAGACUUGGCGCCCCCUUGUGGGCCGGAUGUAUUGGUGGCUUGAGUCAUAGGCUGAUAAACUGCACUCCCUCUCAGCAGGGAGCCACAGACUGCUACUAAAUGUUGCUCUAAGCAAAAGGCAACGAGGUACCAUGACAUUGUUUGUUUUUGAGUUAUUUGUAUUUAUUUGGACUAGAGGAAUGAGUUGUUUAUUUGUGUGUAUACAUUGCACCAUGUCAUGUAAUUAUUCUCCUUCUCAAUGAUUUGUACAACUGCGGUUUUAUUAGGGCAAGAUGCAUAAUUUAAUAAUAAAAGUUGAUAUAUAUUCCUA
This is a messenger RNA of Notolabrus celidotus (New Zealand spotty), 7454 nucleotides long. RefSeq names its product contactin-associated protein-like 5. The transcript is spliced from 24 exons. The record is from RefSeq and is a predicted model, not a curated record. Bases 142 to 4059 code for a protein of 1305 amino acids. NCBI's taxonomy places the organism in Eukaryota, Metazoa, Chordata, Actinopteri, Labriformes, Labridae.